This is a messenger RNA of Aspergillus heteromorphus CBS 117.55, 555 nucleotides long. Its product is annotated as ADP-ribosylation factor family protein. Bases 1 to 555 code for a protein of 184 amino acids. Gene Ontology annotation, biological process: intracellular protein transport; vesicle-mediated transport. The record is from RefSeq and is a predicted model, not a curated record. Gene Ontology annotation, cellular component: cytoplasm. Lineage: Eukaryota; Fungi; Ascomycota; Eurotiomycetes; Eurotiales; Aspergillaceae. Gene Ontology annotation, molecular function: GTP binding; GTPase activity. The transcript is spliced from 5 exons.
AUGGGCGGUUCGGUAUCCAAGAUUAUGGGGAAGAUUUUUGGCACGAAGGAGAUGCGGAUUCUCAUGCUGGGUUUGGAUGCCGCCGGAAAGACCACUAUCCUCUACAAAUUGAAGCUCACUAACCAGGACGUCACCACCAUCCCCACCGUCGGAUUCAACGUCGAGAGCGUCACCUAUAAGAAUGUCAAGUUCAACGUCUGGGAUGUCGGUGGCCAGGACAAAAUACGGCCCCUCUGGAGACACUACUACUCCGGCACACAAGGAUUGAUUUUCGUCGUCGACUCCAGCGACACGGCUCGGAUGGAGGAGGCUCGCUCCGAGCUCCACAAGAUCAUCAACGAUCGCGAAAUGAAGGACGCUCUUCUGCUGGUGUUUGCGAACAAGCAGGACUGUCCCGGACACAUGAGCCCCGAGGACGUGACCCAACAGCUGCAGCUGAACAAGCUGAAGGACAAGCUGUGGUACGUGGCUCCCAGUGUCGCCACGGAGGGCACUGGUAUCUUCGAAGGCCUGGCCUGGCUCUCCAACAACGUCAAGACGCAACCGGCGAAAUAA